Messenger RNA from Peromyscus maniculatus bairdii (prairie deer mouse), 2082 nucleotides. The record is from RefSeq and is a predicted model, not a curated record. NCBI's taxonomy places the organism in Eukaryota, Metazoa, Chordata, Mammalia, Rodentia, Cricetidae.
AUGCUCACUCUGCAUUUCUUCUUCUGGCUCCUGAAUAUCCCCCUCCUCAUGUCCAACCUCACUCACCCCAAGUGCUUUUGGAGAAUGAAGCAGAAUGAAGACAAGCCUGGAGAAGUGGUGACAGGUUUUGUCUUUUACCUUAUUGCAGUGCAGAGCAAGGUUGAAAAGACAUAUUUCCCAACCAUUGUCCUGUUCCAAACAAAUGAAAACUACCAGUUUGCUCUGCCUUUGGCUUUUGCAGUGGAAGAAAUCAACAGGAAUCUAUAUCUUCUACCAAAUGUGUCUCUCAUAUUUUACUUCUUCACUGACAAUUAUAAUGAUAAAAAAUCAUUUCAAAAAUUUGCAAAAUGGUCUAGACUUCCACUUAACUACAUCUGUAAAAAUAAGAACAAAUGCUCUGUAAUGAUUACAGGUCCAACGUUAGCACCAUCCUUGAGCCUGGCACAUUUUUUGCAGGUCUUCAAAGAUCUACAGCUCACCUACGGACCUUUCCAUUCUAUCCUGAGUGAUCAUGAACAGUUUCCCAAUCUGUAUCAGAUGGCCCCCAAGGACACAGCUCUGGCCCUGGCCAUGGUCUCAUUGAUGCUUCACUUCAAAUGGAACUGGAUUGGGCUGGCCAUCUCAAAUGAUGACCAGGGUCUCCAAUUUCUCUCAGAUUUGAGAGAAAAAAGUGAAGUCCAAAGAGUCUGCUUAGCCUUUGUGAUCGUGAUCCCAGUCAACAUGGAGUUAUACAUGUCAAGAGCUGAAGUGUAUAACAACCAGAUUGAGACAUCAUCCACAAAUGUUGUUAUCAUUUAUGGUGACACAGAGAGUACUCUUGCUGUGUGCUUUAGAAUGUGGAAAUCACGAGGUAUACAGAGAAUAUGGAUGAAUCAGAAAGAAAAACCACAAGCAGAGUAUGGCAUUUACCACAUUUCUAAUUUCCCCCAUGGUGUUGGACUUAAGGUAAAAAUAGGAGAGUUUAUGCCAUAUUUUCCACAUGGUCAACAGCUCCAUUUAUAUGAAGAUAUGAUAGAGUGGGUCACAAGAAGUAGACAGAUGCCCUCUGCUGUGUGCAGUGUUGAUUGUCACCCUGGAUUCAGAAAAAUCCAUCAAGAAGGAAUGGCAGCCUGCUGUUUUGAUUGCACCCCCUGCCCAGCAAAUGAGAUUUCCAAUGAGACAGAUAUGGAUCAGUGUUUGAAGUGUCCAGAGGACCAGUAUGCCAACGCACAGCAGAACCACUGCCUCCACAAAGAUGUGAUCUUUCUGGCUUUUGAUGACCCCUUGGGGAUGACUCUGUCCUGUAUGGCCUUGUGUUUGUCUGCAUUCACUGUUCUGGUUCUUGGGAUCUUUGUGAAGCACCAAGACACUCCCAUUGUGAAGGCCAAUAACCUCACUCUCAGCUACAUCCUGCUCAUCUCCCUCAUCUUCUGUUUCCUCUGUUCCUUGCUCUUCAUUGGCUAUCCUAACUCAGCUACCUGUAUCCUGCAGCAAAUAACAUAUGGAGUUUUAUUCACUGUGGCUGUUUCCACUGUGUUGGCCAAGACAAUUAUUGUGGUUUUGGCUUUCAAAGUCACAACUCCUGGAAGAAGGAUGAAGUGGCUCCUGGUAUCAGGGGCACCAACCUACAUCAUUCCCAUCUGCACCAUCAUCCAAAUUAUUCUCUGUGCAAUCUGGCUGGGAACAUCUCCUCCCUCUGUUGACAUUGAUGCACACUCUGAGCAUGGCCACAUCAUCAUUGUGUGCAACAAGGGCUCAGUAACUGCUUUCUACUCUGUCUUAGGAUACCUGGGUUCCUUGGCCCUGGGGAGUUUCACUGUGGCUUUCUUGGCCAGGAAUCUCCCUGACACAUUCAAUGAAGCCAAAUUCAUGACGUUCAGCAUGCUGUUGUUCUGCAGUGUCUGGGUUACUUUUCUCCCUGUCUACCAAAGCACCAAGGGCAAGGUCAUGGUGGCUGUGGAGGUCUUCUCCAUCUUAGCCUCCAGUGCUGGAUUGUUGGGAUGUGUCUUUGUCCCCAAGUGCUAUAUCAUUUUGUUAAGACCAGAGAGAAAUUCUCUUCAAAAGUUAAGGGAGAAAUCAUCUUCCAGAACUCACAUUUCAUAA